AUGAAAAUUGAAAAUACAACUGAAAAUAAUGUAGAGCUACUACUUCAAUGUAGAUGGCGUAAUUGUUAUCAAUCUUUUCCCAAUUAUAAUCGUUUACAUGUACACUUACUUGAAUGUCAUUUGAAUAAUGUACCUGAGUUUGUCUGUUUAUGGGAUUCUUGCCGAAACAAUAUAUUUCAAGAAAACAACCAGUUGUUGCGCCAUACACUUCUACAUACAUUUUUUGAAGAUUGCAUAGUAAAUACUACUAAACUUCUUAAAGCUCACUAUAAGGCAUGGAGUUUUGUAUGUUGUGGAAUAAGUUGUCAAAAACCGGCAUAUCUUCAACGAUCAACUGAAAAAUUCUUAUGGAAUCCUAUAAUUUUGAGCAGAGGCUUUGACUGUCAAUGGAAAGACUGUGACUACACGUAA
Schistosoma turkestanicum is the source of this 411-nucleotide messenger RNA. The record is from the annotation of a GenBank genome assembly. NCBI's taxonomy places the organism in Eukaryota, Metazoa, Platyhelminthes, Trematoda, Strigeidida, Schistosomatidae.